AGGAGAUCUUGACGGAUUUCCCGGACCGAAAGUUCAUUCUUGUGGGCGACAGUGGAGAAAUCGACAUGGAGAUGUAAGUAUCUAAUCGACCGCGCCCAUAUGGUCAAGUCUACAUGCGAUGCAGAUGUGCUGAACGCUACAUCUUUUUGCCUACCUGAUAGUUACACGGAGAUGGCCCUUGCAUAUCCAAAACAGAUCUUCAGAAUAUUCAUUCACGACAUCACAACUACUCGCUUGAAGGGGAUCGCCAGCAGGACAUCACCGACACGCAGCCAUUCCUUAUCGUCAUUACUGUCCAAGACUCCUAUCUCAACUGGAUUUGGGCUCUUCAACCGGCGCGGAAGCGGUGCCGCCACACCAACCAGCACUCAAAGUAGCAUUGGAUUGCCUUCGGCAAAUCUUUCGACCACGUCGAGCCUGAGCACAGAAGACGAAGAAGUAGAGGAUCAGAUUCCAAUCGUUACUACCCCAGAAGAGCUUUCGGAAGAAGAGGUGUCAAUGAUGAAGGAGAAGACACAGGAGCUGAAUUUCGAAGGACACAGGCACCAUGGCGAGUCUUUUACUCCGACUCUCGAGCCCAGCGAUCCACUCACAGCCCCAGCGGCGCUCUUGCCUUCCUCCACAAGGUCCUCUCCGAAACUUCAGCCAAGGCAGAUUGCAGCUGGCGUCAAAGCUGUUACUAACUCGCUUCUGACCUCGACAUUCAAGCGAUCGCCGAGUAACAGCAAAUUGAACGGAUCAGGAUGGGGUGCCUCCAAACACUCUGGUGGAAACAUAUCUCCAAGUUCGCCACUCGCAACACACAGCACAACUUCUGUCAAUGCAUAUCCCUUCCCAACAGUUGCAUCGGAAUCUUCGACCUCUAUCUCUGUCUCAGCCACACAGGAGGGCAGCACUACCGACAACAAGCCCGAUGGUACAGAGACAGACGAGGAUGACAAGAAAAACGCGAUUCGGACGAUUUCCAGAAACGCAAGCGACUCUGCUAGCAAAGACAUUUUCGAGGAUGGUGACCAUCAGCAUGUGACCCUACAACAUCAACAUCAUAAACACCAACAUAUUGAAGUGCAAGGUCCAGGGCAGCACAUCCAGUCAACACGUACUCGUACCACCACGUUUACUUACGCCUACUCUCAGUCUUUCCCUGGUUCGACGCCUGAUGUGACUUUUGCUUCAGGAUCAACACCCACGCACUCGCCAACCCCUUCUCCUAGGAUCCCGAUUCAUGGUGCCCGUAAAACAGGUGGUAUAACAAGUGGUUUUACAUCGACCAGUACUGUGGACAUAACUUCGAUAUCUCUUACAGCGACUUCCUUAUCAACGAGUCCUGUCUCAGGUCCCGUACUGUCGCCAAUAUCGCCGUCAGUGUCAUCCUCGUCCUCGGCCGUAAAGAAUCCACUCGUAAUCUGGCAAGAACGUAUCGAGCAGUGCCAAAGGAAGUUACCCGAGGGUAUGUUGACGCUAUUUACCUCUGCGGAUGAGUUGGAUCAGUGUCAAGUUGUGAAGUCGAUGUUUGAAAAUUAUGGAGAGAAGAGUUCAGGAAGCGGAAAUCGUGGCGAUAGUUCGUCGGAGAGAUCUUCGUCUCCGCUCUUGGUGUCUUUGUCUGGUGGAUCGAGCACAAGCGUGGAGAGCGCGCAUUGCUGUGCUGAAGGAGUUGCGGAUCGCACUGCGGUAAAUGGGAUUCCAGUCUUUACAAGCAGCGUUGCAGCAGACUAGGAUGUCGUGCCGAUACUCUUUCUUCAUUGAAAAUAAACAAAGAAACAAAGUAUUCGUUCU
This is a messenger RNA of Gamsiella multidivaricata, 1776 nucleotides long. RefSeq lists its product as uncharacterized. Lineage: Eukaryota; Fungi; Mortierellomycota; Mortierellomycetes; Mortierellales; Mortierellaceae. The coding region runs from base 100 to 1716 and encodes 538 amino acids. The record is from RefSeq and is a predicted model, not a curated record. The transcript has a single exon.